UCGUCUGAAAUUAGAUUCGCGGCUUGAUCAUCAUCUCUUUCACAUCAGUCGUAUCUGCUUCACAGUGAUUUUGUUCGUGGAAUAACGUGCAAUCCUCUUUCUCCUUCCGCUUCUCUUCCAAGCUUGCUUUUUUCUUGCAACGUAAAGACCAGGCUGUUCAUUUCCCGCGCAUAGGAGUUUCAAGUUUCGACAUGGCCGAAAAGCAUGGGAGAGGGAGACCAGUGUCUCGUAAGAUACUUGUAGAGGAAGGUUAUGUUGAAAAGGUGACUGGUAAAAAGCCAUCGGUGGUUUCUGUUUCACUUUCAGCCGAAGCACAACUAGCUCGGGUUCGGCUAAGGGAACGAUGGGAGUUAGCUUCCGUUCUUAACUUCUUGCAUGUUUUUCAGCCUAUUAUUGGAAGCAAGUUGGAGAUUUCUGCGGAAGAGAUCGAGACGGCCCUUAUUAUGCCCAACAAUGCUCUCGCUGAGCUCCACAUUUCACUUUUAAAGGGAAUACCACCGGUUAGCAAAAACUUGACUGAUUCUGACAUGUGGGUGACCGUACUUUGUAAGAAGCUUGCCAUCUGGUGGCCAUGGGUAGCUGACGGGGAGAUUCCACUCACUCCUGCCCAUGGAGAAGAGAUAUCUAGAUACAAAGAGAUCGACCCAACAAAUCGGUUACUAAUCCUAAAAGCACUUUGUGAAAUCCGUGCUUUUCAAGUUGAUAUGCUAUCUUAUAUUAAUGAUGCGGUAAAAGAUGGAACCAAGCUUUCAACUUUCCGUAAAGAUAAAAUUGGAGGAGAUGGAAAUGGAACUACUUACUGGUAUGAUGGGGAUUCAGUUAUUGGUCAUAGGUUAUACAAGGAAGUAAGAAGAGUUGAAUUUAAGCCGAGCUUGAAUGGGAAGAGACAGUUAACACAGCCAACAAUAACUUUUCAAUGGGAAACACUUGCAACCAAUCUUGAGGAAUUUCGUGACUUAUCAGAUAAGCUCUGUUCUCCCAAAAGCAUGGUGGAAGCUGCAGUUGGUGAUAUUGUCCGAAAUGAAAUAAUACCUGUUCUUGAGGCACCUAAAAAGAAGAAAGAAAGAGCACUGAAACGACAACAAAGACAGGCAAUGCUUCUGAAUGGUUUUCUAGAUUCUUGUGGGAUAGGGCAUAGUCAUUUGCUUCGUGAUCGUAAGCCUGUUAGUUAUACGUAUGAUGAGUAUGACCAAUCUAUUCAUGAAGCUAUACAACCAACAAUAAUCAAGAAGACAACUCAGGAGCAAAAGCUUGGCAGAAAAUAUAAGAAGAGCAAAGGCAGAAGCGGUAUUUCUUCUGAGAGUUUACACCAAGAUGCUUACUUGGACUACUCUGUUCAAAGAAGUGGUCCUAUGAAAAGCAACGAUAGUGAUGUUAAGUCUGCAGGAACUAAUGUUGAUGAUAAAUAUGGUGGUGAUUAUGACAGCAAGACUGCUUCUGGUGCUGAUGUUGACUCUGACGGAAGCUCCCAUGGAAAGCAAAAUAACAAUAUUACCCACAGGAACCGCAUCAGGAAGCAUUCCGAGAGAUGGAAUGGCCUCUCUGCUGAAGAGGUUGUGGGGCUGCGUCGGAGCAAGAGGAAAGCAGGCAACACUACUGAUCUUAACUUAGAGACUCAGAGCAAUCUAGAUCCUAUAAAUCGGCUGGGUCAGUUGUCCUUCCGUAACACUGCCCUAGAACCUCUUAUAAUUUCUGAUUCUGAAGGUGAAAACUUUUGAGGGAAUUUGAGCAAAUGAAAUGAAGGGUAUUGAGAACAAUUGAUGAUGAUGAUUAUUGAGGAAAUGUGAAUGAUAGAAAUGAUACUUAGCCGAACAUAUGUAUACACAUUUGGCAUCCUUUUGGUUUCA
Molecule: messenger RNA, 1847 nt
Organism: Nelumbo nucifera (sacred lotus)
Lineage: Eukaryota; Viridiplantae; Streptophyta; Magnoliopsida; Proteales; Nelumbonaceae
Source: RefSeq, a predicted model, not a curated record